AUGAAGAGCUUGGUUUAUGCACCUGUAUUUGAAGAAGGCACAAAGUCUAAAUGUGGCAGUCAUGGUGAUAUGCAACAGUCAACUGAGAAGAAAAGUCGUGAUGAAGAGUUUGAGCAUGACAGUAAGGAUACAGUGAAGAGGUUAGAGCCAGACAAGGCUAAGAUGACAUAUGUUGCAAAUGACGGAUUUAAUGGGUAG
Prunus armeniaca (apricot) is the source of this 198-nucleotide messenger RNA. The record is from the annotation of a GenBank genome assembly. NCBI's taxonomy places the organism in Eukaryota, Viridiplantae, Streptophyta, Magnoliopsida, Rosales, Rosaceae.